This is a messenger RNA of Solanum dulcamara, 1085 nucleotides long. RefSeq lists its product as uncharacterized. Bases 122 to 994 code for a protein of 290 amino acids. The record is from RefSeq and is a predicted model, not a curated record. Lineage: Eukaryota; Viridiplantae; Streptophyta; Magnoliopsida; Solanales; Solanaceae. The transcript has 2 exons.
CAAGUAGAAGUAGCUGUUGUGAUUACUACUAGGCCAAAUGGCAAAACCUAAGCCAUGUAUAUGAGAAUUCUCAAAUAUUCAUGUUCAACCAAGAAGCAGUUGAGUUUAAUUAUCUUAAUCCAUGGCUAUUCAUUGCAAUUUUAAUCCAUACUUGUUCACCUGCAGACCUACUAAAUUGAUACCCUCAUCGCUUUUCCUGUCUUCAUUUGUCCGAUUCCCUGCAAUUCGACCAAAUUUUUAUGUUGAUUCAACCAAAUUCAAGCUCUCUGCCUUGGUUUCUGAUAAGAAAGAUGAUGUGGAGCCUAACGAUACCUUCAGAUUAACUUACUUGGAGGGGAAUAGCUGGUUGUGGGAAGUUGGAGGAUUGAAAAUUCUGGUUGAUCCAAUCUUAGUGGGUAACUUGGAUUUUGGAAUUCCUUGGCUAUAUGAUGCUGCUAAAAAAGUGUUGAAGAAUUUUCAGCUCGAUGACCUUCCAGUAAUCGAUUGCUUACUGAUUACACAAAGCCUCGAUGAUCAUUGUCAUCUCAAAACAUUAAACCCUCUCUCACGGAAAUUCCCAAAUUUAAGAGUUAUAGCAACUCCAAAUGCUAAAACACUACUGGAUCCUCUUUUCAGCAAUGUCAUCUACUUGGAACCUGAUCAGGAUUCUGAAAUUGAAGUGAGCGAUGGCUUCCAGGUUAAAAUUAAGGCUACUGCAGGGCCAAUUCUUGGUCCUCCUUGGAAGAGACCUGAGAAUGGGUAUAUUGUUACUUCUCCAAAAGGGCAAGAAGAUGCAGUUCAACUUGUAAAAUGCCUUUCUGCAAAGUUUGUUGUGCCGAUGAAGAAUGGUGACCUCGAUUGCAAAGGAUUUCUUGCUCGUAUUGUUCAAUCUCAAGGAACAAUUGAAUCAUUCAAACAACUUUUGUUAAAGGAACUACCAGAUGUAAAGGUACUACAACCUACUCCUGGAGAACCACUCGAUAUUUCAGUAACUGACACAGCGAAGAUGUGUUGAGAUGUCUAUUUUACUUACUAGCUGUAGUAACGUUUGAGUGUUUGUUUAUAUAUUACGCAUUCCAUAUAAGUAAGAAGUUCAAAGUUCUUAA